AUGUCGGAGAACACACAAAUAUACUCAGCAACGUACUCAAAUGUUCCUGUCUUUGAAUAUGUCACCUCUGAAGGUCCAAUUAUGAGACGAAAGGGGGACUCUUGGAUCAAUGCUACGCACAUUUUAAAGAUAGCAAAGUUACCUAAGGCCAAGAGAACGCGGAUACUCGAAAAGGACGUGCAGACCGGCAUACACGAAAAAGUCCAAGGUGGAUACGGUAAAUAUCAAGGGACAUAUGUACCAUUAAAGUUGGGUGAGGUGAUUGCCCAAAAUUACGGCGUUUAUGAUACCUUGAAGCCGAUUUUUGAUUUCGAAUACAUUGAGGGAAAAACUGAAACACCACCACCCGCUCCCAAGCACAACCAUGCUAGUGCACUAAACAUAGCAAAGAGACAAGCAUCGCUACAGAAAAAAGAUGCACAGCAGAAACAACCAAAACCACAAAAAGCGAAAAAAGUUGGAGAUGAUGAACCACGAAAGCGUGGUAGACCAAAAGGGUCGACAUUGAGCUCAACUCCAAGUCUACAGCAUUCAGAUACUGUUCCUUUGGGAAGUACUGUGGGUGGCUACAGCAGAGACAGCUCUUUUGCGGCUCCUAUACCUCGAAUGUCGCGUCAAAAUACAGAACAGGAUGCUCUACAAAUGAUGGCUUCCAACAUGAAUUUGAGACGAGAAGACUUGGCGCUGGUGGACACUGACGAAGAUGACGACGACAGUUCUGCAAAGAAUGGCGGGGCAAGUUUGAAAAGAAGUAAGAAGAACAAUGGUGUGUCGAUGACCAAUGGCGAUUUUGACACAAACGCCGACUUGUUAACCAGUCGAGAGUUGUUUGGUGUUUCGCGGAAUACGUUUGAAAAGAAUGCUCAUAAUUUCAACGGACCCCAAGCAGACUUGAUUACCCCUUAUCAUCAGCCUAGUAUCAACCUUCCGCAAGAAAAUCAAAUAUACUCGGAUUAUUUUAGUAAUUUUGUGGCGUUCUUUUUGGAUGAUGAAGGGCAUAAGGGACAGUGGAAUGCGCUUCCCGAAAAUGUUUUACCAGAAAAACUCUUGAAUCCGCCUCACCCGGUAUCAAAGAUUCACAUUAACCACCCCAUCGAUAAUGAGGGAAAUACCAUUUUCCAUUGGCUUUGUUCAUUGGGAUACUUGACACUCAUAAAAUUUUUGAUUGACAAAUUUGGCAAAGAGAUACGACUUGACAUACGGAAUAAUAACGGGGAGACGCCCUUGAUGUUUAUGGUGAAAUUCAGCAACUGUUUUAGUUCAAAUACUUUUGAGGAGGUUUUGAGUGUGCUUUUUGAGUCUCUUAUACUUGUUGAUUCCAGUGGAAAGACUGUGUUGCACCAUAUAGUGGAAUACAAGAAGGAAAAAGUAGCCGCUUAUUAUUUGGAGAUUUUGUUGAAGCAUCUUGUACUGGGUGGGGACGGUUCCAGUGAAGACAAGGAAAAUACAUCAGAUGAAAAAUUUGAAUUGAUUACAAAGUUUAUUAACCACCAGGAUUCUGAUGGAAAUACCGCUUUCCAUAUUGCCGCGUACAAUUUGAGUAAAAAAUUGAUCAGAGUGUUUAUUGAUUAUCACAAGUUUAUCAAUUUCAGUUUGAGGAAUUUGGUCACAUGCACCGUUGAGGAUUACUUGGCAUCUCAUAAUUAUGUGCUUCGUCUCGAUGCAGCUACUGACGGAGAGGAGAACUCUAAUUCUGAGAACACGCAGCUUAUAAAUAACCCCAGACAUGACAUGAUAGAAGAGGCCGACUCUCUUGGACAAUCGUUUGAUGCACAACUAUACAAUUCCAAGUUAGCGAUCAAUUUGUACAACAAUACUGCCAACAUCUUGACCGAGAAGAUGGCAGAGCUAUCGUACAUCAUCAAUCAGGAGUUGAAAGAAAAGGAUGAUGUUGUAUUGGGCUAUUUCAAGACAUUAGCCAAAGUGAAUGAAAUCAAACUAUCGACACAGCGUUCCAUUUUAUCCAUGUUCAAGUUGGAGCAUUUGAUUGAUGAUUUGGAUGAAAGCCCGCAAAAGGAGAAAUUGGACCCGUCUAGUCAGGAGUCCAACGUUCUUGAAACCAACUAUGAUAAUUAUCAAGUGAAUUUCAAGCGAGAUCAAAUUAUACAGGAAGAGAUACAACGGUUGGUCAAUGACUCAACGUAUCAGUUAUUGCACAAACAGGACGACUUGAGCCGGGCACUACAAAAGUUCAAAACCGCCAAAGAGUAUGGAAUCAAAAAGCAAUUAGAGGCUGCACUGCCCCAAGAGGAUGGCGACGCUGACGACGCUGACGACGCUGAUGGUGAUCGAUUUGAACUUGCAAACCUCUUACAGAUUGAGAUUUUGAAGAAAAGACAUUUGUUGAAUUCAGUUGUGGACUACUCCAAGGACGUACCUCUAUUGCCCAACGAUGCAGACACUUCAAAGCCUAUUACUGAGCAGUACGCAUCGGAUCCUGAUAACAAGUUGAUCAAGUAUUGCAAACUUAUUUCGUUGAGUUGUGGAAUGAGAUUUGAUGAGAUUGAAAGUAACAUUGACCUGAUUGAGCAGAGUUUGUUGAAGAACAGAUAG
Molecule: messenger RNA, 2553 nt
Organism: Lodderomyces theae
Lineage: Eukaryota; Fungi; Ascomycota; Pichiomycetes; Serinales; Debaryomycetaceae
Gene: MBP1
Product: transcription factor
Exons: 1
Coding region: 1-2553 (850 amino acids)
Cellular component (GO): MBF transcription complex; SBF transcription complex
Molecular function (GO): DNA binding; transcription regulator activity; protein binding
Source: RefSeq, a predicted model, not a curated record